AUGUUGCCAACACCAGGUGGCCAGAGUCCGGCCAUCUAUGCUUCCCUCCUCACCCAUCCGAGUGACUCGGCUUGCCUGACGGGAGUCGUCACUACCGAAAACCAGCACCUAGGCACGAUGGGGCUCGAGCCUGUUUCGUAUACCGAAUCUGGCUUUUCUGCCCAGCCACAAGAGGCGCGAGAGCGGCUAGUAUCAAGCUGCUACCACCAAUUGGCCCUACUAAACCCUGGUCUCCAAGAGGAACAGCCCUCUAGCCCCAUUGCCACUAUGUAUUCCUUUCCAGAUGUCGUGGGGUCUUCUGACCGCCUGUACAAAAGCCUUCUCUAG
Messenger RNA from Protopolystoma xenopodis, 327 nucleotides. The record is from the annotation of a GenBank genome assembly. NCBI's taxonomy places the organism in Eukaryota, Metazoa, Platyhelminthes, Monogenea, Polystomatidea, Polystomatidae.